GGCGUGUCAGUGAGUGAGUCCGCCGCCACCGGCAGCACAACGUCUGUCCGCUCACAUGCACGGAGUCAAGGUGCAGACAGGGAGCAGAACUGACUUUGGGACUUGUUAUUCAGAGCGAAAACAACACCAGGAUAACUUAAAACAAUUUUAACUUAAAAAAGAAGAAAAUAUAUAUAAAAAAAUUCCUCUAAUAUCUGAUAUUUAAAAUAAGCCUGCCGUCAUGUCUCGGGCUCCUGAUGGUGUGAACAAGCUGACUGAAAGUACAUACAAGAAUGUGAUGGAGCAGUUCAACCCAGGUCUGAGGAACCUGGUCAACCUUGGGAAGAGCUACGAGAAAUCAGUCACAGCGAUGACUCUAGCUGGAAAAGCCUACUUUGAUGCAGUGUCAAAGAUUGGAGAAAAUGCUAUCGUGUCUCCAGUAUCCCGAGAGCUCGGUGUUGUUCUGAUGGAGAUUGCAGAAGCCCAUCGAAAGGUCCAGAACGAACUGGAAGAGAAUUUCAAGAGAUUCCACAAAGAUGUUAUCGUUGAGCUGGAGAAGAAGACAGAGAUGGAUGUGAAGUACAUGAAUGCCACCUUCAAGCGCUAUCAGACUGACCACAAACUGAAGCAGGACUCCUUGGAUCGCUCUCAGACAGACCUGAAGAAGCUCAGGAGGAAAAGCCAGGCAAAGCACUCAUCCAAGUAUGACAUCAAAGAGAAUGAGUAUUUGGAAACCAUCUCGUCCCGCCAGAUGGACAUGCAGAAGUUCAUUGCUGAUGGCUGCAGAGAGGCCUUACUUGAAGAAAAGAGACGCUUCUGUUUUCUGGCAGACAAACACUGCAUGUUCUCCUACCACUUUAGCAACUUCCACGAGAAAGCCAAAGAAAUUCUGGCUACAAAGCUUCCCAGCUGGCAGGAAAAAUGCAGCGAUAUCACCAAAGUGCCGGACACGGUGGUGACCAUGAUUGAGGGCCUGUCCACUACUCCGGAACAGUCACCGCUGGUUGAACGUUACAACAGGAACAAUGUGGGGUCUGUAGUGCCUCCUCCAGCACCACCACUAAAGGCUCAGAUCAGUCCCCUGGCCAAUAUGUUUAACCCCGAACCCAGAUCUCCGCUGACCUCCUCUUCAGACCACAAUUCAGACCAGGGCAGUCUUGGAGAGGGCAGUUUGUCCAGAUCCACAUCCCAGUCAUCUGGUCUCAAUGUGGGCAGGAAGACCAGAGUCGUGACCAUCUUUCCCCACACGGCGGGCAACAAUGACACACUCCUCAGCUUUGAUGAUGGUGACAUUAUCACUCUGCUUAUCCAGGAAGAGAAGGACGGUUGGUUGUACGGAGAGAUGGAGAAGGCACAGCAGCGGGGCUGGUUUCCCUCAUCUUACUGCCGACCUUACAUUGAACCAGCGAUAUCAUAUAGCAAUCUGAGCACACCAGUGCGGCGGCUGAGCGUGGCCAGUCUGCCAGAGCAGGAAGAGGAGGAGCCUGUACUUCUCCCACCACCAGACUACAGUGAUGAUGUCCCAUCUAGUCCAAUGGUCCAGUCAACACCUUCACCACAAAACAUGGUUUCUUUAGUGAACGGAACUGGAAAGGCUCCUUUUCUAGGCAGAGGAGGGAAUCCAUUUGCCACAGUCAAGCUGAGGCCAACUGUCACAAAUGACAGAUCAGCACCAAUUAUCUAAAACAGGCAAGAGGAGUUUUCACUGCUGUUAUGCCUUCAGGGAGAUUGUACAACAACAUAGGACCCAUGCAACACUCCGGAUAUCUCCCCAACCUGACAUCUCACCAGCCUGCAUGUUCGUCUUUGUCAGUAUCGCUUGGCUCUAUUAAAGGGAUAUGUAGUUU
Messenger RNA from Melanotaenia boesemani (Boeseman's rainbowfish), 1826 nucleotides. It is a transcript of the gene baiap2l1a, whose product is annotated as BAR/IMD domain containing adaptor protein 2 like 1a. The coding region runs from base 221 to 1663 and encodes 480 amino acids. Gene Ontology annotation, cellular component: cytosol; nucleoplasm. Gene Ontology annotation, biological process: positive regulation of actin filament polymerization; actin filament bundle assembly; plasma membrane organization. The record is from RefSeq and is a predicted model, not a curated record. Gene Ontology annotation, molecular function: protein binding. The transcript is spliced from 14 exons. Lineage: Eukaryota; Metazoa; Chordata; Actinopteri; Atheriniformes; Melanotaeniidae.